AUGUUUAAAGGAUUUACUAACGAACUAAAAACCAAAAUAGAGCAAUUCAACCGAAACAACUCAAAAAGAUUUAUUUUCUGUUUUAGUGAUUUACAAGAAAGUUCAGACCGAGGGAGUGAUAGCUAUGGAGAUAAAGAAUUAAAAUUUGAUAUUAUCUCCCCUGAAUUACGGAAAAAAUUAGAAAAUGAAGUGGGAGUAUCUAAUCCGACGGCGAUUAAGUUUGUUGAUUCUCUUAUGCAUACAAGCGAAAAUAUUUUUUCUGCUCCCUCUCCAUCAGUUUCUACUUACCUUAAACUUAGCGGAAUUAAUAAAUAUGACAUUUGA
Molecule: messenger RNA, 324 nt
Organism: Funneliformis geosporum
Lineage: Eukaryota; Fungi; Glomeromycota; Glomeromycetes; Glomerales; Glomeraceae
Source: the annotation of a GenBank genome assembly